Molecule: messenger RNA, 3611 nt
Organism: Mytilus californianus (California mussel)
Lineage: Eukaryota; Metazoa; Mollusca; Bivalvia; Mytilida; Mytilidae
Product: ankyrin repeat domain-containing protein 17-like
Molecular function (GO): protein binding
Source: RefSeq, a predicted model, not a curated record
UUAUCAGAUGAGUUGUGCCUGUCACAAACAGAAAAACUAUUAAUAGCAGAAUUAUAUCUUGAAUCAGAAGCAUCGGAAAUAAUCAAAUAUUGUGAUAGAUAUGAUUGUUUUCCACUUCUGUGCAAAUUGAAUCAUGAUAAUCCUGAACUUGAUAAUAGAGAUUUCUUCAAAAAUCCAUUUUCAGUUUAUGAAGCAGAGAUAGAACAACUGAGGAAAAACGGACUUUUCAGUAAAUACUGUGCCUUGGCAUUAUGUGUAAUGUCUAACAAUUGUUUGGUAGAGGGUGUGUUAACAGAUGAGAUAGGUACAGCUUUGAAAAAUGUUAUAGAGAACAUAUGUGAGGCAUGUAAACUAGAUAAAGGAACAUCAAGGUUAAUAUUAUUGGAUGAACUUAAUUCGCUUGAACGCACAUUCAUCAAGAAAGAACAUGGUGUAUACAAAACAAUCCAUGAUAAACUAUUUGAUUUUUUGUCCUAUUAUUUUGGGGAAAAAAUGAUUAACUUUAACGGUGAUAUUCGUUUCACUAAAUGGUGUCUAUAUCAUGAUGUUGACGUGAACCUCUGUACAUACAAUGGUGUGAGUCCUCUACAUGCAUCAUCCCAAGAGGGACAUAUUGAAAUAGCUAAGAUUUUAUUGAACAACAAGGCAGAUACUAAUAAGUGCUCAGAAGGUGUAAUAUGUCCACUUUUUCUUGCUUGUCAGAACGGAUAUAUAGAUAUUGUAAAUAUAUUACUUGAAAACAAAGCAGAUGUUAAUAAGGUUAUAAAGACAGGAGAAUCUCCACUGAUUGGGGCUUGUGAGAAGGGAUAUACAGAUAUAGUGGAGCUAUUAUUGAACAACAAUGCAGACAUUAAUAAGUGUGCAGACGGUGGAAUACAUCCACUGUAUGUUGCUUGUCAAAACGGACAUACUAAUAUAGUAAAUAUGUUACUUGACCACAAGGCAGACAUUAAUAAUUUAAUAGCUGUAGGAUUAUCUCCGCUGUGUAUUGCUUGUCAAACAGGACAUAUAGAUAUAGUAAACAUUUUAGUGGAAAACAAUACACACAUUAAUAAGCAUGGAGAUGAAGGAGUAACUCCACUAUUCAUUGCUUGUCAAAAUGGAUUGAUAGAUAUAGUCAGGAUUUUACUAGACAACAAUGCAGACAUUAAUGAAUGCACAGUUACGGAAACAUCUCCCCUGCUGAUUGCUUGUGAGUUUAAUCAUGAGGAUAUUGGGAAGUUGUUACUGGACAACAAGGCGGAUAUCAAUAAGUGUCAAGUAACAGGUGAAUCUCCACUGAUUGCGUCUUGUAAAGGAGGAUAUAAAACUAUAGUAAGUAUGUUACUUGAGAACAAGGCAGACAUAAAUAAAUGUACAGAUGAUGGUACAUCUGCCUUAUUUAUUGCUUGUUUGAAUAAUCAUGAGUUUGUAGUAAGGAUGUUACUAGAAAACAAAGCAAACGUUAAUAUAUGUAGACAUGACGGAGUAUCUCCACUGACUAUAUCUUGUCAAGAAGGGUAUAGAAACAUAGUUAAAUUGUUACUCGAUAGCAAGGCAGACAUAAAUAAGUAUACAGAUAAAGAUAUAUCUCCACUGUUAUUUGCUAGUCAGAAUAACCAUGUUGAUAUAGCAAAGUUGUUACUGGACAAAAACGCAGAUAUAAAUAAGUGUGCAAAUAAUGGAACAUCUCCACUGAUUAUUGCUAGCCAGAACAAUCAUUUAGAUAUAGUAAAGUUGUUACUGGACAACAAGGCAGAUAUAAAUAAGCGUACAGAUACAGGAGCAUCUUCAUUAUGUAUUGCUUGUCAAAAUGGUCACAUAGAUAUAAUACAGCUGAUAUUGGACAGCAAAGCAGAUGUACAUAAGUCAGACAUAAAUAAGUGUGCAAAUGAUGGAACAUCUCCCUUGUUUGCUGCUUGUCAGAAUGGCAAUGUUGAUACAGUAGAUAUUCUAUUGAACCACAAGGCAGACAUUAAUAAGUGUACAGAUAAUGAAACAUCUCCCCUGUGUAGUGCUUGUCACAACGGUCAUGUUGAUACAGUAGAUAUUUUACUUAACCACAAGGCAGACAUUAACAAGUGUACAGAUAAUGGAACAUCUCCCCUGUUUAUUGCUUGUCAGAAUAAUCAUGUUAAUAUAAUCAAGAUGUUUCUGGACAACAAGGCAGACAUAAAUAAGUGUGCAGAAGAUGAAACAUCUCCCUUGAUUAUUGCUUGUCAAAACAAUCACAAAGAAGCAGUUAAGCUGUUACUUGAUAACAAGGCAAAUUUAAUAAGUGUAGAUAUUUUGGAACAUCCACUGAUUAUUUCUUGUCAAGAAGGAUACAAAAAUAUAGUAAAAAUGUUACUGGACAACAAAGCGGACGUUAAUAAGUGUAUAGAUAAUGGGGCAUCUCCAUUAUUUCUUGCUUGCCAAUAUAAUUAUAUACAUAUAGUAAAGAUGUUGCGUGAAAACGGAGCAGACAUAAAUAAGUGUACACAUAAUGGAUUAUCUCCACUUUUUAUCGCUUGCCAGAAAAAUCAUAUACAUAUAGUAAAAAUGUUACUGGGCAAGAAAGUAGACAUAAAUAAGGGUUCAGUUAAUGAAAUUACUCCCCUGUUUAUUGCUUGCCAUAAUAAUCAAGCUGAUAUAGUAAAGCUGAUACUUGACAACAAGGCAGACAUUAAUAAGUGCACAGAUGAGGGAACAUCUCCACUGUUUAUUGCUUGUAAGAAUAACAAUGUACAUAAAGUAAAGCUGUUACUUGACAACAAGGCAGAUAUAAAUAAGUGCACAAAUGAGGGAACAUCUCCACUGUUUAUUGCUUGCCAGAAUAAUAAUGUACAUAUAGUAAAAAUGUUACUGGACAAGAAAGCAGUCAUAGAUAAGGGAACAGAUAAUCAAACAACUCCGUUGUUUAUUGCUUGCCAUAAUAAUCAAGUUGAUAUAGUAAAGCUGUUACUGGACAACAAGGCAGACAUUAAUAAGUGUUCAGAUGAUGAAAUAUCUCCUCUGUUUAUUGCUUGUAAGAAUAAUCAUAUAGAUGUAGUAAACUUGUUACUGGAAAAAAAGGCAGAAAUCAAUUUAUGUAAUUGGAGUUGUGUAUCUCCUUUAUCUGAAGCUUGAUAUGAAGGGCAUAUAGAUAUUGUAAAAGUAUUAUUGGAGAAAGGCGCAGAUUACACAACGAAAGCUAUAAAGAAUAAAAAUGAUGCGGAAGUAUUGAUGUUAUCACCCGAACAAAUAGCUAGCGAAUAUGGUCACCCAGAUAUAGCAGCUUUAAUAUUUGAACAUUCUAAACAAAAGCAGAAAGAAGCAAGACUUUGGUAUUACUGGAUCUUAUUUUCUGUUAGAAUCGCCAAAAUAAUCAUGGAACACACUAUAAGUAAUGUAUGAAAGUGUUCUCCUUCUUGAUACUUUAUAACAGAUCAAAGAGCAGCCGGAAUCGCAUUUAUAUUAGAAAAGACAGUGCGUAUUACUUUAAAGUAUUACUCUCUUAUCAAAUGCAAUGAAAUGCAAGUUUGAAAAUACGAAGACAAAAACCGUUGUAUCAACUUUUAACAGCAGAUUCAUCUUGAUACAGCAGAAAUAUAUUUCAAUAUCAUCAAAUUGUUUUUAAACAGUAGUAAAGUGUUUAAUCAUCUUGCAAGAUC